This is a messenger RNA of Drosophila bipectinata, 1917 nucleotides long. RefSeq names its product D-2-hydroxyglutaric acid dehydrogenase (gene D2hgdh). Gene Ontology annotation, cellular component: mitochondrion. The record is from RefSeq and is a predicted model, not a curated record. Gene Ontology annotation, molecular function: FAD binding; catalytic activity. Lineage: Eukaryota; Metazoa; Arthropoda; Insecta; Diptera; Drosophilidae.
ACGCUAUCAGUGCGAUACUGCCAGCGGGCUGGAGAAGAUUGUCCUCCUCCAUAAGUCACCUCGAGUGUAUCGUUUUUUUUUUUCGUAUUACUGGCUGAUAAGCAUCACUUUGGUUCGGGGAAGUCCAAUACAUUUCCGUCUGGCACUACGUCUAGUCCAAAACCUUUUCCAUAACAUCCAGGUCCAGCAUCCUCUGCCCCCCACCCCCACACCAUCCACAAUGAGAUUCCAGCAGUUGCUGCAAGUGCGCAGAUUGGCCAGCGCCGGCGCCACCACUCUGAUGCGGCCACGACCCACCACUAGCACCACCAGACCCACCACCGGCGCCACCACCAGCAUGGGCAUAACCACCACUGUGCGCACAAUGGCGGGCAGCGGGGCACCGAUUCCGGAACUCACCCAGAUCACAGACAAUGUGCAACGUGGUAACUAUGCCACUCUAACCGACAAGGAUGUGGCCUUCUUUGAGAAUCUUCUGGGGAAGAACUUUGCUCUCACCGAGGACCUGGAGGGGUACAACAUCUGCUUCCUAAAAAGGAUUCGCGGAAACAGCAAACUGGUUCUGAAACCAGGAACCACCGCCGAGGUGUCCGCCAUCCUGAAGUACUGCAACGAGAGGAAGCUGGCGGUGGUGCCGCAGGGUGGCAAUACCGGAUUGGUGGGAGGAUCUGUGCCCAUCUGUGACGAGAUUGUCCUCUCCCUGGCCCGCUUGAACAAGGUGCUGUCCGUGGACGAGGUGACCGGCAUUGCCGUGGUGGAGGCGGGCUGCAUCCUGGAGAACUUCGACCAGAAGGCCCGGGAUGUGGGCCUGACGGUGCCUUUGGACUUGGGUGCCAAGGCCAGUUGCCACAUUGGCGGCAAUGUUUCCACAAAUGCCGGUGGCGUUCGUGUGGUGCGAUAUGGUAACCUGCAUGGCUCCGUUUUGGGUGUGGAGGCGGUUCUGGCCAAUGGACAGGUCCUGGAUCUAAUGUCCAACUUCAAGAAGGACAACACCGGCUAUCACAUGAAGCAUCUGUUCAUCGGCUCCGAGGGCACACUGGGCGUGGUCACCAAGCUAUCGAUGCUCUGUCCCCAUUCCUCCAAGGCCGUCAAUGUGGCCUUCAUCGGCCUGAACUCCUUCGACGACGUCCUGAAGACCUUUGUCAGUGCCAAGAGGAAUCUCGGAGAGAUUCUCAGCUCCUGUGAACUGAUCGACGAGAGGGCUCUCAACACAGCCCUGGAACAGUUCAAGUUUCUCAAUUCCCCCAUUUCGGGCUACCCCUUCUACAUGCUGAUCGAAACCUCCGGCAGCAAUGGCGACCACGACGAGGACAAGAUCAACCAGUUCAUCGGCACCGGAAUGGAACGUGGCGAGAUCCAGGACGGCACUGUCACCGGGGAUCCCGGCAAGGUGCAGGAGAUCUGGAAGAUCCGUGAAAUGGUGCCCCUGGGCCUCAUCGAGAAGAGUUUCUGCUUCAAGUACGACAUCUCGUUGCCGCUGCGUGACUUCUACAAUAUCGUUGAUGUGAUGCGGGAGCGUUGCGGUAGCCUGGCUACAGUGGUCUGUGGAUAUGGUCACCUGGGUGACUCCAAUCUGCAUCUGAAUGUGUCCUGUGACGAGUUCAACGAUGCCAUCUACAAGCGAGUGGAGCCCUUCGUCUACGAGUACACCUCCAAGCUGAAGGGAAGUAUCAGUGCCGAGCACGGUAUCGGUUUCCUUAAGAAGGACUAUCUGCAUUACUCCAAGGACCCAGUGGCCAUUGGCUGGAUGCGUGACAUGAAAAAGCUUUUGGAUCCCAACGGUAUCCUUAACCCUUACAAGGUUCUCAACUAAAACGGCAGCCAUAAAUAGAUAAGCUCAGUGUUUUUGUGAAUAUAAAUAUAUAAUCUUUUUUUUUUUAAUAGUAAAUAAUAAAGUAAUUGAAAAAUUCAAAGAAA